Strongylocentrotus purpuratus (purple sea urchin) is the source of this 3192-nucleotide messenger RNA. RefSeq names its product steroid 17-alpha-hydroxylase/17,20 lyase. The transcript has 10 exons. Bases 172 to 1695 code for a protein of 507 amino acids. The record is from RefSeq and is a predicted model, not a curated record. Lineage: Eukaryota; Metazoa; Echinodermata; Echinoidea; Camarodonta; Strongylocentrotidae. Gene Ontology annotation, biological process: progesterone metabolic process; hormone biosynthetic process. Gene Ontology annotation, molecular function: heme binding; iron ion binding; steroid 17-alpha-monooxygenase activity.
CUUGUUAUCGCCUAGUGACGUGUCCAUUGUGACAUUUUAUAAUACAAUAUCAUUACUCAAGUCCUGCCAUUCUUCUAAAAGGAAACGACAGAUAAAAACAAAUUUCUUCUUCUUCUUCGUCCUUGCUGGUUAAACUUGUGCGUACGUCGUUAGGCUUGAUUAAAAUCCAUCAUGAUUGACCUGCUUGGAGCUGGAGAGUCUGGCUUUGGUCAGUUUAAUGCCCUGACCAUCACAGCAACCCUUGGAAUGGUCACUGCUACGCUGGCCCUCUGGACCAUCGUGAGGCCAAAGCGAUUUCCUCCUGGUCCAAGAGGCCUGCCUAUCGUUGGCAGCAUCUACAGUAUAAAUGAUUCUCCUGAGGUUGUCUUUGGGGAAUGGGCCAAGAAGUACGGUGAUAUCUUUGGCUUCAAGGCGGGAGAGAGAUGGAUUGUAGUUCUCAACCGUCAAGCAUUGAUCAAGGAAGCCGUCCUCAAACAGAGCGUUGGCUUUGCUGACCGUCCAGAUUUCCUCUCUCUGGACAUUUUCUCGGAUGGAUUCAAGGAUAUUGCUUUCAGCCCAUACAGUGAGACCUGGAAACUUCAUCGCAAGUUGGCUCACUCAGCUCUCAGGCAUUUUGCAACAGGCAAGCCUCUUCAGGAUCUCAUCUCCAGCGUCUACCCCAAGGUUGAGAAGAAGUUGGCCAUGACGGAGGGACAACCAAUAGACCCUAAGGUCCUCAUCACUCUACUCAUGUACAACGUACUCGCACAGAUGUGCUUUGGACGAAGUUAUGAGUUGGAAGACCCUAAUGUGGCGCAAUGGAUGAACACAAACGACGAAAUCAAUGAACAUUUGGGAUUAGGUCUAGCAGCAGACUUCUUCUCUUGGGCCAAGUACCUUCCCACCAACGGUCCAUGGAUGUUGAAGGAACUCCAAGAAAGGCUUUGGGGCUUCUUGCGUUUGCAGGUGGAUGAAACGAGAGAACAUUAUGAUCCGGAGAACAUCAAUAAUGUCUACAGUCUACUUCUCAAAGCUCAAGAAGAUGCAAGGAAAGAAGGAGAGAACGUGGACAAACUGACCGAUACUCACAUCUUCCAGACGAUCGCUGAUAUCUUUACAGCUGGUAUUUUGACAACCGUUGAGACCCUAUACUGGGCCAUGGCUCUCCUAGCAACCUACCCAGAAAUCCAGGCAAAGAUCCGCGUCGAGAUCGAUGAUGUCAUCGGCCGUGAUCGUCUUCCUACCAUCAAUGACCGCGGGAAGCUUCCCUACACGGAAGCAAGCCUCUAUGAAGUGUUGCGGUACAGCAGUAUUGUUCCGAACGCUCUUCCUCAUGCUACUACCAGGGAUACAGAGUUUGGUGGCUAUCAUAUCCCAAAAGGAACCACAGUGAUAAUCAACACAUACUCUAUGCACUAUGACCCUCAAGAAUGGGACCAACCAGACAAGUUCCUUCCAGAGCACUUCAUGGAUGGCAGUGGCACUGUCCGUGAUCAUCCUCCAAGCUUCUUGCCCUUUGGAGCGGGUCGUCGUGGAUGUCUAGGUGAAGCUGUGGCCAAGGCUGAUCUCUUCCUUAUCUUUACCUGGUUCAUGCAGAACUACACCUUUAGCAAGGUCCCAGGAAAGGAGUCUGAAGAAAUCUUGAAGAUGAUUCCUCAGACAGCAUCUGGUAGACUCCUUCUCUCCUAUGAGAUCAUGAUCAACAAACGAGACUAGUAGGGUCCUGCAUGGGCCAGUAUUCAAUUCAAUACUACAUCAGAAAGAUUAAUAUUUUACUCAGCUAUCGGCUUAGGUAAAAUACUAGUCAACUUUGGUAUUCAGUUGAAGCUUUGGGCUAAUUAUGUUACCCCUAGUUUAAAACAACUCACUCGCAGGCUAAAGCCAAUUAUUUGGAGGCUUUGAUUGGCAGGCCAUAAUGGAUGAGCAAAUUAUGUCACCAAUACAUAUAUACAAUACAUAAGUAUUUUGGAUAUAAUUGCCUGUUUAAGCUGCCCCAGAUGGUAUUGUGAGUCCUCUUUUAUCAAAUAUUCAGUUAAAUUGAUUCAGGAAAGUGAAUUCUUAAUUAUUUUUAAAAGUUAAAACACAUCUUUGGUCAAUGUAAUGGAUUUGGUUAAAAGGACUUUCUGUCCAUUGCAUUUAGAUGGUCUUGACACCAAAUCAAUGACUAAUUGAUCAUUUACGACCAGUAACAGUUAUUAAUGUUCCUUUAUAUAGUAAUCAUUGAUUGAAAAAUCCAAAACUGACGGUCUAUAUUUCAACAUUACUGGUAAUCAGUAAAAAAAAAAAAAAAAAAAAAAAGAAAAAAAAAAAAGAAGUCUUUUUCAGUGGAUUGGUAGCUCUGGGAUUGUUUUACUAGUAAAUAUUGAAUGCAAAGGUGCAGUGAUACAAGACUCUACAAGAAAUGUAAGAAUAUAAGAAAUGCCACACAUGUGAUUCCUUUAAAAAGUUGAUGGAUUAUAAAGUCGAUUGUGGCAGGGUUGUGUACCUUCCUACUUCUUGUGUUUAAAGUGUUGAAAGUUAUGAAGAAAUAAUUUGUUGUUUGUUUACCCCUUGACUUUUACCAACAUUCUGAAUCACCUGUUUAUCUAAAUAUUUGGUGUUGUUACGUGAAUAUAAUUGAAGAUUUCCUAUGCAUGCUAUACAGGUGUAGCCCUAUCAUACAAGGUAGAGAGGAGAUGUAUUUUCCGUUGCUUGUCUUCAAGUCAUUUAAAGUGGAACCAUGUACAAAUAAAUGGGUAGGGAAGGCCAAUUAUUUACUUUACCUUUACCGCGAAUACUGGAAGAAUGCUGAGACAGUAGUCAAGCUUCCAGGUCUAUCUUCUUGGUCUAUCUUCUUGACAGUACUUAUUUCAAUAUGUACUAUAUAUACAUUUGUGAGUCUGUAACUUGUGCAUUAGAUUAGAACUGUGGUCUGAAUUGUGCUGAUGUUGCUUCAUUCGCAUUAACUUCCCCCUUUUAGCGUUAUUUUUUUCUAAUUGUCAAAAAAGAUUUCGAGUUUCUACAGAAUUCAGAAUGAUGUACAUAUAAUUGCAUAAUUCUUUAUAAUUGCUGCGAUGUACAAUAUUAAAUCAUGUUUUGUAUUGUGUAAAGAUCAACAAUAUUUUACAGUAAAUAAUAAUGAUAUAUUUUGUAAUAUCAAUUUCUAAAGAAAUAAUCAGACGGUGUUCAUGGAAUGUAGUAAAAAUAAAAAACAAUAAUUAACAUUGAAACCCA